UCUAUGUUUCUAUCUGCUGCUGAAAUCUGCUCAGAAUGGGGACUUAAAAAUGCUUCGGAGUUUGCUGGAGACGGGAGUGAGCGAUAUAAACUUCCGGUACAGUUACUACUGGACUGCCACCAUGUGUGCAGCGUACAGUGGGCAGCUGGAAGCAGUGAGAUGCUUGCUGAGUCUUGGAGCUGCAUGGGUCGGAGUGUGUGACUGCACGGGAUGCGAUGCUCUGGAUUUGGCCCGACAGGCUGGACAAGCAGAAAUGGUCACUGCUCUGCAGGAAUAUCACACUCGUCCAGAGGAACAAGAAGACCGCAGGCCUCCACACUGCGGCGCUGUGCAGAGCAGGAACGGCAGCCAUCGCGGGCUCCAUCACCACCGUCCCCGUGGGUGGAACGGUGAGGUUCCCCGUCCUACAUCACAGCCAGGAGAGGUUCGAGGUGGCGAUGGGGCGGGUCCAUCCUGAUCUUGCAAUCCUGGCCUGGAAGUCUGACAGCCUGGAAUAUCCGUACAUCGUCCGCCCGUCCUACAGGGACAGGGUCCGCUUCCGACGGGACACCUUCAUCAAGCUGGGAGCCGUGAGAUCUGGUGACCAGGGGACGUACGAGGUGCAGACAAACUACUUGGGGAGGGAGCUGAGGAACCGGGACCGGGAGCGCUUUGAGCUGCGAGUGGUCGAGCCAAUGUCCACACCGACCGUGGAGGUCAGCUACAACUCGUCGCAUCUCACGGUGAACUGCUCCACCUUCAGCGGCUGCCUAAUCAUCGCACGGGGCAGCACACCUGCACCUACACCUACGUCGCAGAAGAUUGCCGCAGCAGCCGCGCAGUCCCUGCAAUGCUACACAGCGACACACUGCCCAGAGGGUCCAGGAGUCGUUGGGCGAUCGUUCUCACCGCAUUCCUUCUCUCCGCGAUCCUUCUCUCCGCGAUCCUUCUCUCCGUGA
Amblyraja radiata (thorny skate) is the source of this 938-nucleotide messenger RNA. RefSeq lists its product as uncharacterized. NCBI's taxonomy places the organism in Eukaryota, Metazoa, Chordata, Chondrichthyes, Rajiformes, Rajidae. The coding region runs from base 216 to 938 and encodes 240 amino acids. The record is from RefSeq and is a predicted model, not a curated record. The transcript is spliced from 5 exons.